ACAUUUAUUCGGGCUUCAUUUCUACUUAUUUGUUAGUUCAUUCAUAUGCUUUCACCGGGGUAGUUAAAGUGUUAACACUUUCCCCCACUCCACGGUCUGGCGCCACCUAUCAGCUGAUGAGAUUGGAGCUGACUGCAGUUCGGUAAUACUGUAGUUGCAGACGAUAAACCUCCACUGAUUCCCACAAGCAGCAUCACUACAGCGCGAGCCCACGGGCUUCGUCAGAUCUAAGUAGCAUUACUGCGCGAGAAAGACAUCGGACAUCAAUGCGCUCGUGAAUGUGAGCUGAAAAGCAAGGCAGAAGGAAAAAAUAGUUUUUCGUCUAGCCUACACCAGCGCACUCUUUUUGAAAAUUAUAUAUAAAUAGCCUUCGAAUUUAUUACAGUAUUUGCAGAAUCAUUCGUGUUUGCUUUGAUGUUUCCAGCACAGUAGAUCAGCCUAACCAGCACACAUGCAACAAAAGUGCUAUUCAGAGAUGCCGUUUAAAGAGUGAUGUUACAUUUAAACGUGUACUGCACAGCACUGUUAGUUCUUUACAAAGUGAGGAAUGCUAUCUGAGCUCCUGCAUCAAUGUUUCACUGGGGCAAGUGGAAGAAGAGAAUGGGAGCGAACAGUUCUUCAAAGAGACCGGUCUUCGACGAAAAGGAAGAUGUGAACUUCGAUCACUUUCAGAUUCUUCGAGCCAUCGGGAAAGGCAGCUUUGGAAAGGUGUGCAUCGUGCAGAAGAGGGACACGCAGAAGAUGUACGCCAUGAAGUACAUGAACAAGCAGCAGUGCAUCGAGCGCGACGAGCUCCGCAACGUCUUCAGAGAGCUGGAGAUCCUGCAGGAGAUCGAGCACGUGUUCCUCGUGAACCUCUGGUACUCCUUCCAGGACGAAGAGGACAUGUUCAUGGUGGUGGACCUGCUGCUGGGAGGAGACCUGCGCUACCACCUGCAGCAGAACGUCCAGUUUGGCGAGGACGCCGUCAAACUCUACAUCUGUGAGAUGACCCUGGCACUAGACUAUCUACAGAGCCAGCACAUCAUCCACAGAGAUAUCAAACCUGACAACAUCCUUCUGGAUGAACAAGGGCACGCUCACCUGACUGACUUCAACAUCGCCACCAUCAUUAAGGAUGGGGAGAGGGCGACCGCCCUGGCCGGGACAAAGCCUUAUAUGGCCCCAGAGAUAUUCCAGUCGUUUGUGAGCGGGGGAACCGGCUACGCUUUCGAGGUGGACUGGUGGUCUUUGGGGGUGACGGCCUUUGAGAUCCUGCGGGGUUGGAGGCCGUACGAGAUUCACGCCAGUAACUCUGUGGAGUCUCUGAUGCAGCUCUUCAGCACGGUUAGUGUGCAGUACUGCCCUGCCUGGCCGAAGGACCUGGUCUCCCUGCUGAGAAAGCUGCUGACGGUGAACCCAGAGCACCGGUUCUCCUGCCUGGCAGACAUGCAGACGGCCCCCUAUCUGUCCACCAUCAACUGGGACGCUGUGUACGAGAAGAAGGCAGAGGCAGGCUUCGUUCCCAACAAAGGGCGCUUGCAUUGUGACCCAACCUUUGAGCUGGAGGAGAUGAUCCUGGAGUCUCGGCCGCUGCAUAAGAAGAAGAAGAGGCUGGCGAAGAAUCGCUCCCGUGACAACAGCAAAGACUCCCAGUCUGAGAAUGAUUACCUUCAGGAGUGUCUGGAUGUCUUGCAGCAGGAGUUCAUGAUCUUCAACAGAGAAAAAUUGAAAAAGAGGCAGGAGGAGGGAGCCUCAGACGGAGGGGAGGCGGACGGCGAGGGCGAGGGCGAGGGCGAGGGUGAGGGUGAGGGUGAGGGAGAGGUGGAGGGCGAGGUGGAGGGUGAGGGCGAGGCGGGGGCCGAGGCGGAGGGGGGUACGGAGGACGAAGCAGAACCAGAGACGUCCAACCUGAACAUGUGCGGCUCUGUCUGCUCCUCUGCUGGCAGCUGCUAGCAAAACAGCACCCCCUGCUGGCCAUACGCACCAGUACCUUUCUGUCUCUCAGUGUCUCUCUCUCUCAUUCUCUCUCUCUCUUUCUCGCUCUCUCUCCCACUCUGCCUCUCUUUAUCUCUCUCUCUCUCUCUCUCUCGCUGUCUGUCUCUCUUUCUGUCUCUCUCUCUCUCUCUCUCUCUUUCUCUCUUUCUCUCUCUCUGGGAGCAGAACACACUGGCCUUGCCUGUAAACGCUCUGAAGCCUGCUGUUUGUAACUCAGACUGAAAUGACACGUCCCUCUGUAGCAGCGUGUGGUAGCACCUGAGGACCCGUGGCAGGGGACCGCCAGGUUCUGCCUCCCACACUACACACUGGAACUCAUUUCUAUGCAACAUUAGACAUGACACCAGAUUUAAUCCAGGAGGAAGGGCGUGCUGACCCACGGGCCGCUAGCGCGUCAGUGCGUUACCACGGACACCCGCGAGCGACUACUCUUUACAGCAGUGCUUCUGAAACCCAGUUCUGGAGGCCUACUGUGUGCGCUGAUCCCUGCUGUAGCCGGGAUCUUAGUCAUGUGAAAUCGCUGCCAGAAUGCGCUGAUAUAAUUUUGUACUUUCACACAUUCAAACCUAAUGCAGGUUUGGCUCUUUUGCCAUUUGGUGUGUCAUUGGACUCUUAAUCUUUCAUGAAUAGUUUAGUUUUAGUGACCAGCUGACCAUACUUGUCUCAGUUAGGACCCCAGUGACUUCAACAAUCAGUCUAUGAUUUAAUCAAUUCAGAAAUAUAACUGCUUUCUGAAGCAAUCAAUAGCCAUAUGGUGCAUUAUGUUAAACCAUUUGUUUAUCUGACAGAUUCAAAUUCCUGGGAUAUGAAUGUGGAAUAUUUAUUCCUCAUUGUGUACAGAGCUAUUUCUGGCAUAAUGUGACCUUAAGAGGAUAAAUUUGUCAUCCUUCAACAGACAUUAAGUGUCUAAUUGGAACAAUUAACAGCUCAUUAAUGCUGGUUGCAAUUAUGGUAGGAAGGAAAGCCAGUGUACACAGUGGGCCCCAGGCCUGAGUUUGAAAAUCCCUGUGCUGUGGCACACUUUGCAUCCCGUACCUUGCAGGUAGUCUCACACAGUAGUGACUCUCGUACAGGACAGUCGCUAGCAGGUCAAAGCACACCUAGUGUCAGGAGCGUGUCUGUGCCACUGAGGUUUUUAAAUCAGUCUAGCAGGGGGAUAAUAAUAAUAAUAUAACAGGCUGCAUGUCGGCUAGACGCCGCCCACUCACCUGAGGGGACCAAGCCACUCCCACAACAAGCUGCCGAAUCAGUGAGCACUUAGGCCUCUUAGCGAUGGGCCUGGACCAGAGGGUUGCUGGUUUGAAUCCGCAUGCAUUUUCAAGCAAGAUGCAUGCAUAUGUAGGCCUGCCGGCAUAAGGUCAUACCGUUAGCAUAUCUGGUGUCCUUUAAUGUGAUGGAGGCAGGCAGGGUAUCUCAUGUAAUCCCCUGAGGGUUCUGACCUUAAAGGGAAAGCGCAUCAUUAUUCUUCAUUUCUGCUCAGUUCGGGCACGGACAUCUCUUGCGUGACAUUAGAAGGGUGUGCACUUUGUAGAUGCUGUCAUUACGAGUAAUAUUAUGCAAGUGUAGCUUCAGAAGCAGCCCAGAAUAAAAGCAACUGGGGACGAGUUUCUCCCUAGACCCGGCUGCCAGGAUGUGCUUAGUUCGUAUUUAGCACUGCUGCACCGCCACUAGGGUCGAUGUGGGUGCGGUGUGUACGUUAGCUAGUAUCUUAUCUGUUAGGAUUAACAUGCUGUCUUACUCUGGGGAAUGGGCUUCGUUAAACUCUAUAGAACAUGUAUGAUACAAAUGUAUUUCCUUGGUUUAAAAAAAAAAACAAACAUAAACAUGAUUGUAUUUAAAUCUGACGUUGUUUAGACCACUCCCCCGAGCAUAAUGUAAGGGGCUAUAUUUAGUGUAAUGUAGGAGUAUUAGAAUACAGAUAAGGACACAUUCAGGAUAAAAGAAAAUCAAAACAAACCCACGUGUAGCUGUAAAAUUAAGGUGACGCUUGUAUUCUCAGCAUGGAUGUCUGGGAAAAUGUCACAUGAGAUCCAACAGCCUAAUGUUAUUACAUAUGUAAAUAUUAACAGCAUAAAUCCUUCUCCACAGUUUUAUGUGGAAAUCAUUAUCAACUCUGUCUAAAAGAAAAAAAAGUAUGAAGCCAAAUUUUCAUACAGUGUUAUUUUAAUCUUUUUUUUCCAAGUGUGCAGGCACAACUUGUAGGCAAAUACGCCAAAGCUUUUAUACCAUUUGCAUAGUCAUUUAUAAGGAAAACUGACUGUAUGUUUCCUGUUGUGUGUAGGAUCAAUGUUUCUUUCUGCAAGUGAGUAUAUUUGCAUUUUGUAAAUAUACAAUUAUUGUGAUAAUAUUCAAACACAGAAUGCUUUGGGAAAACUGAAACUAAACUCAAGUGGUCUUAAAAAAGAUCAGCCUUUUGAGACAGACAGAAAAGAAGUUGAAGGAUCCAUGAUUUUUUUUUUUAGGAGACCUUCAAAUUAUGUGCAUCAGCAGUGUCCAGUUGAACUUAGUUUUGCACGCACCACUAUUUUUUAGGUACUGAAAGCCGAUUUAGGUAGUCAGUGAAACAGUCUCCAACUGAGCAUGUGUGAAAGACUGCGAUGUGCACGUACGGCAUGAUCGUUGAUUUUGUGUUCCUGCUCUUGGUUUUUAGGGAGUUCAGCAGUAGUCCUGUCCCACGUUCCACACCGCAUCACGUCACUUAGGUUCCGUAAACGGUAAAAUAAUAGUUCCUAUGAGGUGCGUGCUGUUUUCCCAACGUGGUGUCGGUCGCAUGGUGUUUAAAUAUAAGCAGUUGUUUUGGAAUCUCGCGUUUAGACUGUUCAUAAGGAGGUGGAAGUUCCAGCACCACCCCUCCUGGAACAAUGGCUGGCAAUUUAACAAAGCAAGAAAACGUAUGGAUUUCACUGCAUAUCUCUGUGACUAUAUGAUCUAUAUGUGCUUUAUAAUGCAUGAUGGGCCUGUGGGUAUGGAAUGAAGGUCUUGCAGCAUAAUAAAAACUUUGAAAAUUUUUAUUUAGCGUUGAUUUAGCACUGAAUGUGAAGUUUGUAAAGAAAGCUAUUUUUAUCUGCAUUCAGAUAGGCUAUGUCUCAAAAAUAGCAGUCUACCUGGUUAUUAAGCAAACUAGAUUUCCAGAACUAAUUAUGUGAUGAUGAUGUUUGUAUUCUUUUACACAGCAGGCAUUGCGUUGAUCUUGUAACCAUCUCUUUAUAGAAUUUAGUUCUGGAGGGAAACAAAUGUUCAUGUAAUAUUUUCUCCUCAUCUUCUGCAUAUUGAUAAUAUUUUGAGUAAAAUCACAGUAAUAUUUUCAGUAAAAUCAGUGUUACUAAAUACACUUGCAAGUCCAGUUAUUCUGUAUUUACCCUCUACCUAUACAAAGUGCUAUGUGUAUUUAAACAAACUGCUCUUAUUGCUUUGAUGAGGAAAUAAACAUGUUCCUGUAA
Molecule: messenger RNA, 5417 nt
Organism: Anguilla rostrata (American eel)
Lineage: Eukaryota; Metazoa; Chordata; Actinopteri; Anguilliformes; Anguillidae
Product: serine/threonine-protein kinase 32C-like
Exons: 12
Coding region: 571-1935 (454 amino acids)
Biological process (GO): protein phosphorylation
Molecular function (GO): ATP binding; protein kinase activity
Source: RefSeq, a predicted model, not a curated record